Mytilus trossulus (common blue mussel) is the source of this 4382-nucleotide messenger RNA. RefSeq names its product very long chain fatty acid elongase 4-like. The transcript has 8 exons. Gene Ontology annotation, biological process: very long-chain fatty acid biosynthetic process; fatty acid elongation, polyunsaturated fatty acid; sphingolipid biosynthetic process. Gene Ontology annotation, molecular function: fatty acid elongase activity. Gene Ontology annotation, cellular component: endoplasmic reticulum membrane. The coding region runs from base 181 to 1092 and encodes 303 amino acids. NCBI's taxonomy places the organism in Eukaryota, Metazoa, Mollusca, Bivalvia, Mytilida, Mytilidae. The record is from RefSeq and is a predicted model, not a curated record.
GCUACAACACAUCAAAACAGGGUUUCGCUUGUGUCAACUCGUUCUACAGUUUUAAACUGUGAUUGAUUUUUGUUUUUUUUAAGUAAUAAAAGAUCAGCUAUAUAUAUUGAAUUAAUUAGCCUAGAUGCACAGGACUGGAAAGACCUAUAUUUGAUCAGAAAAGAUUUUAAAUAAAUAGACAUGGAUAUAAUAAAGGACAAAUAUUAUGAAGUAUCAGAAUUUUAUGACUGGGCUCUGUCAAUAUCAGAUCCUAGAGUAAAAGACUGGUUCUUGAUGCAAAGCAUUGUUCCUACAUUAGUAACAACAAUAGCAUAUAUCAUAAUAGUUUUAGCUGGAAUGAAAUUUAUGGAAAAACGAGAACCAGUGAAAUUAGGAAAUUUUUUAUUUUACUACAACAUAGCUCUUGUGAUAUUAAAUUUACAUAUAUUUACUCAGGUUAUUUAUUACACAACAAAAGCAGGGUAUAACUAUUCAUGUCAAACAGUUGUUUACACAGAUGAUGAAAAUGAAUUACAAAUAGCCAAGGCAUUAUGGUGGUUUUAUUUCUCUAAGUGUUUAGAAAUGUUAGAUACAAUAUUUUUUGUAUUACGUAAGAAAAAUAACCAAGUUAGUUUCUUACAUGUAUAUCAUCAUGCUUCUAUGUUUCCCCUAUGGUGGAUUGGAGUUAAAUGGGUAGCUGGUGGACAAUCUUUCUUUGGUGCAAUGAUCAACUCUUUCAUUCAUGUUCUUAUGUAUGGUUAUUAUGGAUUAUCUGCCCUUGGGCCACAUAUGCAGAAAUAUUUAUGGUGGAAAAGAUAUUUAACAAUGAUGCAAUUGACCCAAUUCUAUGUAGGCAUGAUUUACACUCUUCAAAGUCUUUACUUCGAUUGUGACUUCCCAAAAUGGAUGCAGUAUGCAGGCUUUUGUUAUGGUGCAACUAUAAUAGCACUGUUCCUCAACUUUUAUAUCCAGACAUAUAUAAAGAGGCCAGCAAGGUCAAAGGCCUCCAAGAAAGAAUCAAAUGGAACAGUUAAAUCUUCCAAGGCCAAUGGUCAUAUAUCUAAUGACAAAUCAACCAUCAAUGGACAUGUUGAAACAAAGAAACAUAAAUAAGUGUAUUAUGGACCAGUAUUUAUAUGGCUAAUUUGAUUUUACCUCUGUUAGUUAUAUUUUUUGUGUUCAAUAGCAUGACAAUUGGGGUCAAUUCUGGUUGUCUUUGAAUUGGAGGAUAGUUGGCAAUCAUCUUUUAUAAAUAUGAACCAAUAAUUGGAGACUUCAACUUUUAUUGGUCUGGAGUAUAAAGUAUACUUAAACAGAACCAUGAGUUAGUGUUAAUGUCAUUUUGAAAGGGUAAAUUUAAGUUGUGUUUAAUAUAAAGAUGGCAUAUCAACUUGUAUCAUUGGAGUCAGUAACUGAUUGACAUGGUCUAAAUUGUUUACCAAUGAUAUGACAAAUGACAAAUCUUCUGCAAUUAUAUUUGCUGUAAAAAUCCUAUAUAAUGUUUUACAACAAAAUGUUUUCUUGGUGUUGACUUAAAUGGAAAGUUGUACCGGUUUGUAGUUAAGUUUGAUAGAAAUUCAUUAAAAAAAAUGGAGAGAAAAAAUGUGUUUAAUUGAAAAUAAAUUUUUGUUCACUUUUUGUUAGGAAUGUUAGGUUAAAAAAAUAAAUUGUAUUGGUUGUCCAGUAAAAACUUUUUAGGCCCCAAUUAACCAUAAAAUUCAAUCAUAAUUUCACAGUAAAUAAAAACCCUAAUUGUCAUAUGAGUUCUAAAAUUUGCUGUCUCCUCUCAUUGUAUAUUAAAGAUUGACACAGUUCAUACUUUAUAUCACAGACAGUUUGAAUACAAUUAUAAAUGUUUAUAAAGUCAAAGUCUUUUCACUUACAUGCUUAGCAUGAUUUUCUGCAUAUAAAAAUUAAAUUCCAUUUUUUUCCUCAAAAAGUAACAUUUUCCUGAUGAUUACAGCUUCCUGAUAGAUAUAUCCUUAAUAUUGUGUUAAUAGGGCAGUUUGAUGCUGUUUCCUAAGAAACAACUUUUGAAAAAUGUUAUCAUAAUUCAUUUUUACCACAUAGAAUAUAAUUCAUCUAUGAGUGAGUCCUACAAGUUUAGUUCCAUCACAUAAAUUUUGAAUCACAAUCUGCCAGUUUAAAAAAAAGGACAGAUACAUGGGCCACCACUUUUUUCAUAUCACCCAAAUUAGAAUUUUUAGUUAUAGGACAUAUAAGUUAGUUUUGAGUCUCAUUUUUUCGGAUGUAGAUCAUUAAACAUUGUAUUUUUGGGCAUUAGGUCUUAUACUAUCACUUCUUAAAUAUUUAGCACCUGGAACUUCAAGCAGGUCUUGAAAUGAGAUAUGUUUAUGACUGCAUUUAUUUAGACAUUGAAUGUAUGUAUCCUAUAGUAAUUCAUAGGCAUACCCAUUUAGCGAUUAUUCGCUCGGUUUGCAAUUCCAAAAUCUAUAGAAUUUGUAGUUUGUUCUCAUUGUUCAUAAAAUUGAAAGUAUUGUUGUAUGUUAGUGGUCAAAAACCAGUUAUUAGAGGUCUCUUAGCUAGUAACUAUAGGUUUAAUAUUCUUUAUUUAUUUUUUUACCCAGAUCCAUUUAUUAGUUGAUAGACAAAUUUGAACCAAAGACAAUCUUUCAUUAUGUAAAGUAGCUAAUAUAAGUCUUACAAAACCAUAUUCAUAUCAUAAAAAUGACUACUAAAAUUAAUAUAUAGAUUUGCGAUGAAAGGAUAAGUAUUUCCUGUUGAAUAUAAGCAUUAAUUUCAUUUAAAUUUUUAAAAUAGAAAACAAAGUAUAUGGGGUAUCCAUCCAUGACACAAAAUUAUUAAAGUUCAUUAUUUAAAUUUCACCUCAUGCAUAUUCAUUCUUUACAUAUUCAUUAUACAGUCCGUAAUAUAUUUGCAUACAAUACAGCUGAUAUUCUUAUAUGAAUAAAAACACCUGAAAGAAUCUGACAUUUUUGUUAUGUUUUCUUUAUUUAUAUAUUUUUGAAAAUAGUUUUUAUUGAAUUUUCUGACUGAGGUCUGCAAUAUUUCUAUCUUUAAAAGCUAGGGUUAUCUCCCAUUGAAAAUAUGCAUAAUUUGUAUCUGUGUUUGUGUGCUCAGUCUUUCUAUUGUUAAGGAAAGAUGAUCAAAUAUACUAAAAAGAUGAAAAAUGUCAACUUUUUUAGUUGUAUAAUCACAUAUAUAUAAAGGAAAUGCAAUAAAAUAUUUGUAUAAAAAAUUGUUUACUCUGAUCAUGAAAUCCAUAUCUUGUUAUUUAGUAUUAAAUCAUGUUAAUCUUUUUCAUGUUUCUAAACUGUUAAACCAUAUUUAAAUUUUGUUUAAUUAGUGUUUGUUCGAUUUCUUCUUGUUAAUGAAUUCCUUUUUGUUACUGCUGCUCAAGUUUGUUGGUAUUUUGUUUGUUUUUUUCUUCUUUUUUUAUAUAACCAUGUUUCUAUCACAAGAAUUAAAUAUAAGUGAACUUUUCUUCCCAUGUAAUUUUACCUAACAGCAGUAUUGGUUUAUAAAUAAUACAAUUGUCAUGAAAUUCAAAAUAGUGUGGCAAUAGUAUUGUCAGUAAUCUCUUGAUAACAGAAGUUGUCUCCCUUAUACAAUUUUAACAUGGGAAGUAACUCUUGGCACAAACAAGUUUACUGCUGAUUUAGAUCUAAUGCAAUAUACCUGUAUAUGUAUUGCAAUAUUGUGUCUUAUAUGUAUAGGUUUAUUAAUUUCCUACUUAUCUUUCCUAAUCAUGUAGUGAAUGACAUUUUCUUUGUUAGGAAAUCAUUAUCAGGCUUUGUCUAAUCUUGUGAGUUAUGUCCCCUGCUAAAUAAUUACUAAAACAUGAAAAAAGUCUUUAGACAGCUUACAUUAAAAACUUUAAAAUUUUUAGUGGAAGGAUAACUGUAAAUGUUAAGGUCCAGAUUUUUGGGGGGGAUAUUUAUUUAUUAAGUUACUAUUUUUUAUCAUGAGGAUUAACACCACUGACAUGUUAUUUCUUCAGUAGAUCUUACAUGUAACAUUCUAUGAUCCAAAAUUAAUAACAUACACUUUGGUUAAAUGACAGCUCUUGAAAAUUCAAGCUUUGUACCCUUUGAUACAAAUGUUUGUUUACCCCAAGCAAUCUUGUCUACAAAGUCUAACAUUACUUUAUUAAUCAUCGAUUUAACAGUGGAAUAAGACCAAGGGUGAGCAGAUGAAUCAAAAAUCAUUAUAUGAUUAAUUAUGAAUAUCCUUUAACCAGUUUACAGAAGAAACCAUGAUAAAAGACAAUGUGAUUUUACCACUCUUGAAUGUGUUUUUAACAUGUUAUAAUUCAACAAAUGUUAUUUAAGUAUUCUUUUUAUACAAAGUGUCUUCACAUUUGAUAUUUAUUUUGUGCAUAUUUAUAUAAAUAAUAAUAUAAAAAUAUUGAAUACAUUGAA